GCUCAGUUUAAUGACAGAUGAAAGGAGCAUUCUGUGCCUGUUGCAGAGACAUGCUAAAGGCGCACACAUUGCCCCCUCCUGGUAGUGUUUGGGAUAGCAUUCCUGUGAUGACGUGGCAGUCGGGGUGGCUGAUGUGACGGGGUCCCACGUCACGGCGAGUUUCCACUGAUCGACGGACAGAGGUGUCGCAGCCUAAACUGUCCCCGCUUCAUUUCCCCUUCUCCUGGUUCCCGCUCACAGCCGCGAUGCUGUGGUCCUGCUGCUCCGCCUGGAAAUCCUGAGCCAAGACUCUGGAAGGCGACCCAACCCCGCCGAGGGACUGUUACCCGUCCCUGCUGGACCCCAAAGCCCUGUCCCAGGCCUGUGCCCCAGAUGGGUUGAUGCCGGAGAGUGGAUACUGGCAGCUCUGCCCCGCCAAGCCCCUCCAGGGGGGGCUGUUGAGCUCCAGUUUCCCCCCGGGCCCGUUGCCUCUGGCGGCCGAUGGGUCGUCGGUGGAGGACCCUCUGGCCCCGCCCCCUUCGGCGGCCCCGCCCCCUGCCGGGCCCUUGGCCCCGCCUCCUCCGCCCCCGCCCAAACGGCACUGCCGCUCGCUGUCGGUGCCCGAGGACCUGUCGCGCUGCCGCUACACCUGGCGCCCGAGCGCGUCCAGGGUGUGGACUCCGGUGGCGCGGCACUGCCCCGGGGCGGCGGUGGGCGGAGCCGCGGCGGUGGGCGGAGCUGUGGCGGGAGCGGUGGGCGGGGCCUGCUCCUCUCUGAACUCUUCGCUGCACUCCUCCUCCAGCCCCACCUUCUUCAGCCUGGCGCUGUCGCCGGACUCUCCGUUACCGUGGAGCUUCCCGUGGGAGGAGGCGGGGGGCGGGGCUUGCUGCUGCUUCUUCCCGUCGCCCUCGUCGUGCUCGUCGUCUCCUUCGCCGCUGCACCCGCCCCCUCCGCAGCGCCGCUUCUCUCUCUCUCCCGUGCUCAUCAGAGACUCGGGCCUGUUUCUGCCUCCUCCGGUACCGCCCCCCGCGCCUCAGGCUCCGCCCCCCGCCUCGGCGUGCAGCACGCCGUCCUCUCUGCGCCGCAGUCUGCCCCCCGCCCCCCGCUGCCACUCCCAGCCCUGCGACCUCCUGCUCCUCAAGCCCGGACUCAAGAGGAGACGAGACCCUGACCGACCCCCCGGGAGGCCGGGGCUGGACUUCACCAAGAUGACCCAGACCCGGAGCAUGGACCCUGGCUUCUGCCUGGAACGCGGCCGGCUGGGUUCCUUCUCGGGCGGGGACGUGUGCAUCUCCAUGGAGCCGUUUUUGGGGGAUUUCCGUGGUUCGUGUUCUCCGGCUGAACUUUUGGGGCGCAGCAGCAUCGGUCCUUUGAGCGAGAGCGACGAAGAGUGCCCCGAAAACCCCGACGAAGAGGAGGAGGAAGAGGAGGAGGAGGGAGAGGAGCGAGAGACGAACGCUCCGCCCGUGUUCGAACGCGACUGUACAGAACUGGACCUAAACCUUAUUGAGGAAAACUGACCCGAACUUUAUUUAUACAUUUCUACAGUGAUUUGAGAGGUGCAGGCGGCAAGCAAUGUCUGCUGUUCAAAAAUUACAAGGUCAAACACGACCCCGGCCAAGGCACUGCACUGGUCUCACAUUGGAAAGGCUCUACACAAAACUACAAUGCAUCACAACACUGAC
Molecule: messenger RNA, 1664 nt
Organism: Periophthalmus magnuspinnatus
Lineage: Eukaryota; Metazoa; Chordata; Actinopteri; Gobiiformes; Gobiidae
Gene: fam53c
Product: family with sequence similarity 53 member C
Exons: 4
Coding region: 381-1499 (372 amino acids)
Biological process (GO): protein import into nucleus
Cellular component (GO): nucleus
Source: RefSeq, a predicted model, not a curated record